AACUCGCACCUGUGGGCCGUUGCACGACAUCAAGACAAUGAAUAUCGAGGGCAAUGCAAUGAAGGGAUGAUGUGUGAACCGUGGGCGACUCUGCCUACUUGUUAUAGGUGCGCUCGCGACAGCUUCCAAAAAGAGUAAGCAAGCGCAAUGGACUGGCGGACCGAGCAGACCGCCGGUGGCUUUUGACGCAUCUUCUUUACAUUCACUUAACGUCUACAAAGGUCCAAAAGCGCGAGCUGUUCGCCCGCGGUCUCGACAGCUCGUCUCAUAUCACGGUCUAAUCCACGAUAACAAUGGCGACUAACGAUUUCGAGCCGAUUCCUUUCGGUCCCAUGGCAAACUGCACGCUCGAUCUCUGCAAGCUCGAAUGGAGCGUCUUCCGAUACCUGCCCAACGUCCCUGCGAACGCGACAUUCCUUGCGGCGUUCGGUCUUCUAAUGAUGACUCAUGUUGCCCAAGGUUUCCGCUACAAGGCUUGGGUUUACAUGGCGUCAAUGGUGGCUGGCUGCGGCCUUGAGCUUGCAGGUUACGUUGGUCGAAUCAUGCUGCAUCAUAACCCUUUCGACUUCAACGCCUUCCUAGUGAACCUUGUGCCGAUCACCGUAGCUCCAGUCUUCUUCUGCGCCGCAAUUUAUAUCCAGCUCACGAGGGUUAUAACGCACAGCAAUCGAUCAGUCUCCCGGUUCAAUCCACGCUUCAUAACUUUCACCUUCAUUCCUUGCGACAUCAUUUCUCUUGUCCUUCAGGGAACCGGUGGCGCCUUAUCGGCCGGCGCUGAUACAGUUGAUGGUACAAAACUCGGCGUCGACGUAUCGAAAGCUGGUCUGAUCUUUCAAGUAAUUACCCUUGUGCUCUUCAUCGGUCUGACUUCGGACUAUCUUUGGGCGCUGAGGACGUCACACAGGAAGAGUGGUCUAAGGAUGGAGAGGGCGCUGAAGAUGAUGAUCAUGUGGCUCGGUGCGGCUACGAUCCUGAUCUUGGUUCGAUGCAUCUUCCGCAUCUACGAGCUGAAGGCUGGAUACUUCGCACCUGCAUUCCGAGACGAAGGCACCUUCAUUGCGUUCGAGUCGGUGUUCAUGAUAAUUGCGGUUGCUUGCCUCAACGUUGGCUGUCCUGGUCGCGCUUUCCGCGAUCCUCCGACAACAUCCGACACCGAGAUCCCGCUCGAGGCGCUAACGGAGAAAUGACUUCCGUGCCAAAGAAUAAUCAAGCAAGAGAGAAGAUACGGCAUCGGUCAAAUGCUGAGCAAGACCUGUGACAGCUAGUAACAGCGGUCUAAGGUUGUUGCUAGUAGACGAAUAGUACUACUACUGGAAAAGGCUAUCUCUUUCAAAGAUGACAAAGUAUGCUUUCCAUAGCAGGUCUGACGGGCUAAAGUGACGUUGGUACUAGAGGGUCUAGCAUGCAUGAGCGUCAGGCACUCCGUUCUUCACAGU
Molecule: messenger RNA, 1436 nt
Organism: Didymella exigua CBS 183.55
Lineage: Eukaryota; Fungi; Ascomycota; Dothideomycetes; Pleosporales; Didymellaceae
Product: parasitic phase-specific protein PSP-1
Exons: 4
Coding region: 294-1187 (297 amino acids)
Cellular component (GO): plasma membrane; fungal-type vacuole
Source: RefSeq, a predicted model, not a curated record